Molecule: messenger RNA, 1212 nt
Organism: Saccoglossus kowalevskii
Lineage: Eukaryota; Metazoa; Hemichordata; Enteropneusta; Harrimaniidae
Source: RefSeq, a predicted model, not a curated record
AUGCGGGUAACGCUGGCACAGGGUGAUACUCAAAUUUGUGUUAAUUGUAAGUGGAAACGCUUUGGAAAUGGAAAUGCAGACGAUCGGGGAGAAGAUCCCACGAAAGGUUUGACCGCUAGCGGUGUAAUGAUCAAUGAAUUAGACUGUUUUCUUAUUAAUAAAAUUGACAUUUUACCGACGGACAUUUUAGCUAAGCUAUGUGUCGAUCACUUUGAAGACGAUGAUAUUGAUUUCGCGAAGAGAACAUUAUUUGAUCUCUGUUGUAACGAUAUCACUUCGAGAUUUAUUAAACGGCAGGGACACAACAAACGGUCUAAUAAUGUACUUGAUAUGAUAAAGCUCAUUCAUGAAAUUGAUGAAGAAAAUUUACCUUGUUUUGUGGCAAAGAAUUUGACCAAGUUACCUCCAUUUGACAUAACACAUGUGGACGUAUCUUUUAUGGCAAAGAAGCUGAAAUCAUUAAGGCGUGAGGUAUUGGAACUUAAAUCAGAGACAAAUAAAGACUUGAUGCAGGAUUUGAGCUUUAUUCGCAAGAAACUUAAUCAGUUGAAAUCUCGGCUUAGCUCACCAAGGGUGGAUGAUGUCGAAUUGAAUCUGCCGUCAGCUAUUGAACGCGAAAUAGAACCUAAUGCCAAUGAAUUGAUAAUACGUGAAACAGACUAUAAUUUAGGUAGGCCUAUACCCAGACAUGCGAUUGGAAAAACACCAACUCAGAUGUCUGAGCAAACUGAAUCAGUUUCGUAUGCUGAGAUUGCAAAAACACUCCGACAUGACGUAACCAAGAAUGUGCCACUUAAGUGGAACAGAGAGACUGAAUCAACAGUUGGUGUAACUAAGAAUGCAACACCUGUAGUGUCGACUAAAGUCAUCAGUAAAUCAACAAGCAACUAUAACAAUGAAUUUACUAUAGUACAAAGGCGCCAGCAACCAACAGUUGGGACAGCAAAAGUCAAUGAUGCUCGUACUAUCAAGGUAGCUCAUUCUAGCCCUCCUUUUAAAUUAUUUGUCACAAGACUUGCUCCAUCUACCACGGAACAGGAUAUCUGUAGUUAUGUAAAUCAGGUGUUUGAUAUAAAAGUGAAAUGUGAAAAACUUGAGACGAAAUUUGAUACAUAUGCCUCUUUCCAAGUAAAAACUACGAUUUCUCUAGCAAGAUGUCUUUUAAGUCCGACGUCAUGGCCAAAUGGCAUUUUAAUUCCUAAGUUUUAUUAA